AUGUCUGGAACUGUAUCCAUCAUUACAGCAGAUGGGAGGAACAUAGUGGGAACCUUGAAGGGAUUUGAUCAAACCAUCAACCUGAUUCUCGAUGAUAGCCAUGAAAGAGUAUAUAGUUCAUCUCAGGGGGUUGAACAGGUUGUCCUUGGGCUUUACAUCAUUCGUGGUGAUAAUGUGGCAGUGAUUGGUGAAUUAGAUGAAGAGUUGGAUUCCAGGUUGGACCUUCAUAACAUCAGAGCUGAACCUCUAAAUCCUAUCAUCAAUUAUUGAGGGUUUCUCAUGUUUAAUACACAUGAAUGUGUGGCUAUGUGUCCAAUGUGAGUACAAUGCCUUUCCAU
Molecule: messenger RNA, 338 nt
Organism: Darwinula stevensoni
Lineage: Eukaryota; Metazoa; Arthropoda; Ostracoda; Podocopida; Darwinulidae
Source: the annotation of a GenBank genome assembly